Penicillium waksmanii is the source of this 1716-nucleotide messenger RNA. Its product is annotated as putative sucrose transporter. Lineage: Eukaryota; Fungi; Ascomycota; Eurotiomycetes; Eurotiales; Aspergillaceae. Gene Ontology annotation, cellular component: membrane. The record is from RefSeq and is a predicted model, not a curated record. The transcript has 7 exons. The coding region runs from base 1 to 1716 and encodes 571 amino acids. Gene Ontology annotation, molecular function: sucrose:proton symporter activity.
AUGGUGCAAACUGCACGAUGGGCGGGCACGCCCUCUAUCAAGGGCAAGUCGGAGUCGACGCGCAUGGCGCUGUUGACGUUCAGCUUGGUGGGACUACAGUUUACCUGGGGCACAGAGAUGACCUAUUGUACGCCGUAUCUGCUUCAACUCGGUUUGACGAAAUCCAAGGUUUCGUUGGUUUGGAUUGCGGGUCCUUUGUCGGGAUUGAUUAUCCAGCCUUUGAUUGGUGUUAUUGCUGAUCGGUCACGGUCGAAAUGGGGACGGCGCCGGCCAUUUAUGAUCUUCGGCUCAAUUGUUGUGGCCUUCUGUUUGAUCGUGCUGGGCUGGACUGCUGAGAUAGUAGCCAUGUUUGUUACGGAACCGGAAAAGGCAAAGAACGUCACUAUUGCUUUGGCAGUCUCCAGUAUCUACGCUGUGGACUUCUCUAUUAACGUUGUUCAAGCAUGUUGUCGCAGUCUAAUCGUGGACACCUUGCCGAUUCCUUUACAGCAAGCCGGUUCUGCUUGGGCUGGAAGAAUGUGUGCUAUUGGACAACUCAUUGCCUACGUGGUCGGUGCAGUUGACACGGUCAGCAUCUUUGGCAGCCUACUUGGCGACACCCAAUUUAAGCAGAUGACGGUGAUCGCGGCCAUCUCUUUGAUCUUGGCUGUCUCAGUUACUUCAUAUUCGGUAAAAGAGCGCGUGUUGAUCUCGGCAAGAGAUUCGGACGGAAAAGCAGGCGCCAUUCAGGUCAUCACUCAGCUUUUCAAAACAACCAUGGAGCUUCCGCCGCGCAUCCAGGCUAUUUGUUGGGCUCAGUUCUGGGCAUGGAUUGGGUGGUUCCCUUUCCUUUUCUAUAGCACCACCUGGGUCGGUGAGACUUACUUCCGCUAUGAAGUCCCGAAAGACGAAUUAGCGAAAUCAACCGAUAUGCUGGGAGAGGUAGGCCGUGUUGGUAGUCUGUCACUCACAGUAUUCUCCUCGAUCACCUUCUUGAGCUCUGUGUUGCUCCCAUUCUGCGUGCAACAGCCCGAUACGAAGCGGUCGCGUUUCACGCCCAGACCGCCCCCAGGUGUUGCGAGGUUUCUGAAGAAAAUCACCGGCGUUCGCCCAGAUCUUCAGACGGCCUGGUUUAUCUCCCAGAUUAUGUUUGCCGUCACGAUGAUAUUCGCACCGUUAGCCCACUCGCGCGCGUUUGCCACUUUCUUAGUCGCGAUUUGUGGAGUUCCCUGGGCCAUCAGUGGCUGGGCACCGUUCGCCUUUAUGGGCGUGGAGAUCAACAAGUUGACGAUGAACGGCAACAAUGCUGCCGGAUUGGCAGCCCAAACUGCACGAGCUGGGGGUGUGACGAUGAUUACCUCCGCCAGCAUGCGGGCCAGCGCACAGGACACCGAGCUGGAGGUACUUCGAUUGAAUCACAACGACUCGGACAGCGACGCGGACGAAGAAGACCCUUCUUCUAACAUCCCAUCAACAGGCGAGCUCGCAGGUAUCUAUCUCGGCGUGUUGAAUGUCUACACCACUCUCCCACAGUUUGUAGGCACAUUUAUCAGUUGGAUUGUCUUCACGCUUCUCGAGCCAGGUACCACGCCCGACAAAGACGGCGAAGCAUCAGACACCCAAUGGAUGAACCUGGACAAGGACAAACCUAACGCCAUUUCGAUUUGUCUCUUCAUCGGAGCUAUCAGCGCCCUUGUCGCAGCUGAGGCAACCAGACGAGUGAGAUACGUGCCGUGA